Messenger RNA from Sardina pilchardus (European sardine), 2037 nucleotides. RefSeq names its product cholinergic receptor, nicotinic, alpha 6 (gene chrna6). Gene Ontology annotation, molecular function: acetylcholine-gated monoatomic cation-selective channel activity; transmembrane signaling receptor activity. The coding region runs from base 52 to 1566 and encodes 504 amino acids. The transcript has 7 exons. The record is from RefSeq and is a predicted model, not a curated record. Gene Ontology annotation, biological process: chemical synaptic transmission; monoatomic ion transmembrane transport; signal transduction. NCBI's taxonomy places the organism in Eukaryota, Metazoa, Chordata, Actinopteri, Clupeiformes, Clupeidae. Gene Ontology annotation, cellular component: synapse; plasma membrane; postsynaptic membrane.
AUUUAAUUUGGCAGCUUCCUCCACUGACAAGGCUCCUGACCUGGACUCCACAUGACUCCACCAGGAAAAGUCCUCCUGACGGUGGUGCUGGUGGUGCUGUUCACGCAAGACAUUUUCUCCUCUAAAGCGGAGGAUCGGCUAUUUCGGCGUCUGUUUCGGCGCUACAAUCAGUUCAUCCGUCCGGUGGAGAAUGUGUCUGACCCGGUCACUGUGCAGUUUGAGGUGUCCAUCUCACAGCUGGUCAAAGUGGAUGAGGUGAACCAGAUCAUGGAGACCAAUUUAUGGUUGAGACAUAUUUGGAAUGAUUAUAAGUUAAAAUGGGCACCAAUAGAGUUUGAUGGAAUUGAGUUCAUCCGAGUCCCAUCCAACAAGAUUUGGAGGCCUGACAUUGUGCUGUACAACAAUGCAGUCGGGGACUUCCUGGUGGAGGAUAAGACCAAAGCCCUGCUGAAGUAUGACGGCACCAUCACGUGGGUGCCCCCGGCCAUCUUUAAGUCCUCCUGCCCCAUGGACAUCACCUACUUCCCCUUCGACUACCAGAACUGCUCCAUGAAGUUCGGCUCGUGGACCUACGACAAGGCCAAGAUCGACCUGGUGCUGAUCGGCUCCAAGGUCAACCUCAAGGACUUCUGGGAGAGCGGCGAGUGGGAGAUCAUCGAUGCGCCGGGCUACAAGCACGACAUCAAGUACAACUGCUGCGAGGAGAUCUACCCCGACAUCACCUACUCCUUCUACAUCCGCCGCUUGCCGCUCUUCUACACCAUCAACCUGAUCAUCCCCUGCCUGCUCAUCUCCUUCCUCACCGUGCUGGUCUUCUACCUGCCCUCCGACUGCGGAGAGAAGGUGACCCUCUGCAUCUCAGUGCUGCUGUCCCUCACCGUGUUCCUGCUGGUCAUCACCGAGACCAUCCCGUCCACCUCCCUGGUCAUCCCGCUGAUCGGCGAGUACCUGCUCUUCACCAUGAUCUUCGUCACGCUGUCCAUCGUCAUCACCGUGUUCGUGCUGAACGUGCACUACCGCACGCCCACCACCCACACCAUGCCCGCCUGGGUGCGCAGCGUCUUCCUGCAGGUGCUGCCCCGCAUCAUGCUCAUGCGCCGCCCCAUGGACCAGGAGGGCAAGAGCGCCGCGGGCGAGCGCGAGCAGGAGGGCAGCGGAGGCGCCGCCGAGAAGGGGAAGAAGGGCAAGGGCGGCGGGCAGGGCUCCAUGAACUGCCUGGACUUUGGGGAGAACAAGCUGGGCAUCGAGGGCAAGAAGUGCCCGCGCCACACGGGGAAGGACACGCCCGAGAGUGAGUGUGGGAAGGGCAGCCGUGCGGCGGGCUCCCCAGCGGUCAACGCCGUGGUGGCCUUCUCCAUCAUCUCCCCCGAGAUCAAGCAGGCCAUCGAGAGCGUCAAGUACAUCGCUGAGAACAUGCGGAGCAGGAACAAGGCCAAAGAGGUGGAGGAUGACUGGAAGUACGUUGCCAUGGUGAUCGACCGCAUCUUCCUGUGGGUGUUUGUGCUGGUGUGUGUGCUGGGGACGCUGGGUCUCUUCCUUCAGCCCCUCUACACCUUCCUGACCUAAGCCCUCCCCCGGCGGACUCCUUCCUGACCUAAGCCCUCCCCCGGCGAACUCCUGGACCGCGUGUCCCCACGCCCCUCUCUCCUGGCACAAUAACUGACUGUGUUGGCCAGCACUCACCUGGACCCAGCUGACCAACCCGGACCUGUGCGCACUGACCCGGCCCAGCGGGGAACAUCGACCGGAUGUGGCCAGUGUCCACUCACCUCACCUGCUCCGCAAAAAUAAUGAUGUCAAAUCAUAGUGUAGUGUAACAAAUCAACAAAGGCACACUGCUCUGCUCAUAGAUAUCUUCCACUAACAUGUUUGUUGACAAGAGAAGCAAAUUGUAACUUUAGUGGAAUAUGUCUAGACUAGUGUAUCAGUGUUAAAGAAAUCAUACUUUUUGACUUUAAGUGUACUUGGAAAACUUUACUUAUCUUUUCUAAAGCUUAACAGCAAUUAAUUAAACAGUGGCUUUGAAUAUAUGGUGUC